AUUAAUUAUAAAUCUUUAAACGAAAUAAUAAAAGUUCAAAUGAAAAAUAUUAUUGAGAAGAAAUAAUGAAUAAUAUACGAAGAAGAAAAUUUAAAGUGCGGAUAACGGAAAUUAACUCCACAAAAAACUAAAAUUUCACACUAUUCUUCAAUCUUUAAACAAAAUUUCAAUUUUUCAUUAUUUUUAAUUACAUUUUACUGUGUUUAUAGUAAUUUAUUAUGCUAAUAAUUUUUAAACAUUUGUACAGUUAUGUUGUUAUUUUUUAAUUUAUACUCUUCCUAUGAGGAAUUAAAUAAUCUAUUCAUCCCUCUGUAGAUAAGUUUAACAAUGAACAAGGAACGCGAGGUACUCAACUCAGUAAAGUUCUCAAACACAACAGCUCCUGAGAUUAUUCCAGAAUCCAAACUAUUUCCUAACAAAGAAUCGCAAAAUUCAGGAAUCUCAUCUAAAAAUUCAUUAGAAACUUCAUUUAGAGAGAGAAACUCGAGGCUUUUAUCGGUGGAAGAUUUAUUACACAAGAGAAAUGACGUAAAUUCUAUUCCUAAGUUAACUUACAUCUCCAAGGCUCAAAGACUUAAGAAUUUAGAGGAAUCUAAAAAACGGGAACAACUUGAAGCUAUUCAAAAUCAAGAACGCCUUAAAAGGAAACGAAAAGAACUUUUAGAACAAUCCGAGCGCCAGAAAGAGCAUGAGCGUCGUGAGUUACAGAAGAUGAAGGAGGUUGAGAGGCGGAAUGAGGAGCGUGAGAGGAGGGAGAGAGAGGAGUUGGAGCGGAAGGAGCGAUCCCAAAUGCCAGUUAAUAGUGAUUUAGCUCACUUGAAUUUGUUAAAAUUACCAGAAUCUGAAGUAAGGGAAGAGUUAAUAGAGAAGGAGCUGGAGCAAAUAAGGCUUCACUACUUAGGCCUGAAUAAGGAGAAGAAGAAGGUCCUAAAGCCUUCGGAGAAGUUUAAGACUAUUUUCAACUUCGAGUGGGACGAGUCUGAGGAUACUACAAAGUUUGAAAAUAAUCCAAUUUACCAGGACAGACCAGAACCUCAACUACUCUUUGGACGCGGUUUCAGAGCCGGAAUUGAUGUCAGAGAACAAAGAAAGAAGAAUAACUUCUACGACGAACUCUCGAGAAAAAGAGCCGAACUUCCUCAAACCACUCCAAAACCACCCGAACCCACCCCUAAACACGAAGAGGAAUCGGAGGUAUUGAGUAAUCAUUGGACGAAGAAGAAGCUGAGUGAGAUGACGGAGCGUGACUGGCGUAUAUUCCGUGAAGAUUUUGAGAUUUAUAUUAAGGGCGGGAGAGUACCUCCACCCAUCCGGACUUGGGCCGAAUCGCCACUACCCUGGGAACUCCUAGAAGCCAUCAAAAAGGCUGGAUAUAUUAAGCCUACGCCGAUACAGAUGCAGGCGAUACCAAUAGCACUUGAGAUGCGGGACCUGAUUGGAAUCGCAGUGACGGGUUCUGGGAAAACUGCCGCAUUUGUCUUACCUAUGCUCACUUAUGUUAAGAAGUUACCGCCACUAGAUGAUGAAACUUCUCUUGAUGGGCCUUACGCACUUGUUCUAGCUCCUUCCAGGGAGUUGGCACUUCAGAUAUAUGAUGAGACUGUUAAAUUUUCGGCGUUUUGUAGUUGUAGAUCAGUUGCCGUAGUUGGUGGUAGAAACGCCGAAACUCAAGCAUUCGAACUACGUAAAGGAUGUGAGAUAAUAAUUGGUACUCCGGGUCGUGUGAAGGAUUGUUUGGAUCGUGCCUAUACGGUGUUAUCGCAGUGUAAUUAUGUAAUUCUUGAUGAGGCUGAUCGAAUGAUUGACAUGGGCUUUGAAGAUGUUCUCAAGUAUAUUCUCGACUGUAUCCCCUCCACUAAUCUUAAAGACCGAGAUGAAUCCAGUGCUCUACAACAAGAACUGAGUACGAAGGCGGGUCAUAGGAGGUAUAGGAUAACUCAUAUGUUUUCAGCAACUAUGCCUCCAGCAGUUGAAAAGCUCACGAAGAGAUAUUUAAGAGCGCCGGCAUUCAUAUCAAUUGGAGAUGUUGGAGGCGGAAAAACCUCAAUUACUCAGCGUCUAGACUUUGUACAAGAGUCUAAGAAGACAAGACAUCUUGAAGAAACUCUAGAGACACUUGAACCGCCCAUUAUCAUCUUCGUUAACCUCAAAAAGAACACCGACGUCAUCGCCAAACAUAUCACCAAAAUCGGUUACAGAGCGGUAUCGUUGCAUGGUGGGAAGACGCAAGAGUCGAGAGAGGACGCGUUGAAUAAUUUCAAGUCUGGCGUUUAUGAUAUUUUGGUGGCGACAGACGUUGUUGGUAGAGGCCUAGACGUUGAGGGAAUUAAAUGCGUGAUCAAUUAUGAUAUGCCCAAAGAUAUACAAACUUACACUCACAGAAUUGGACGUACGGGUCGUGCUGGGCUCAAGGGACUUUCAAUUUCAUUUGUCACCGACGCAGACGUUGAUCUUUUCUAUGACCUCAGACAACUUUUAAUCUCAACUGACAAUAUCGUACCACUCGAACUCAGCCAACACCCAGCCUCCAAAGUUAAACCAAACCAACCACACCGCAAUAUCACCAAAUAAAUUCUCACCAUAUUAUUAAUAUUUUACUAAUAUUACUAAUAUUUUAAUAUAUUAUUAUAUUAUAU
Messenger RNA from Theileria parva strain Muguga, 2636 nucleotides. RefSeq names its product DEAD/DEAH box helicase family protein (gene RH21). NCBI's taxonomy places the organism in Eukaryota, Apicomplexa, Aconoidasida, Piroplasmida, Theileriidae. Gene Ontology annotation, biological process: mRNA splicing, via spliceosome. Bases 328 to 2571 code for a protein of 747 amino acids. Gene Ontology annotation, cellular component: catalytic step 2 spliceosome. Gene Ontology annotation, molecular function: RNA binding; RNA helicase activity; ATP binding. The record is from RefSeq and is a predicted model, not a curated record. The transcript has 12 exons.